GAUGCCAAUAAUUCGUUAAAGCUAAUUAAAGGGAUAAAUCGGAUUAAAAAUUCUUUGCUUAUUAUGUGAACAUGCGGAUCUUGCAGCUAGUGAGAUAUAACGUAACUCUUCCGUACGAGAACUUUAAAUUUAAAGGAUCAAAUGUACACGUGCUUACUUUGAGGAAUCGUCAAAAAUGAAUUCUUAGCGUUUGGAAUUCGUAAAACCGUGCAGUAAAAUUAACCCGUCUAAUCACAGUGAUACGAAGUUUUAACAAUCGAUUAAUAACCGAAUAGAUAAAAUUCUUCACGAUGCACCGUUCCAUUUUUUAUUUUUGAAACCAAUUGCAGUUCAUCUUUUGCUCUAUGUUAUACUUUUUUCAUUUAUUCUUCGGUGAAGUAUGAGAAUACUCGGAUAAAGACGAUAUGAGCUGAUAUUUCUGCAGCUGGCAUCUGAACUCAGAAAUGAUAGAGGUGUCGAUUGAAGCAUGAUGAAAUUCUCGUGCUUUCCAACCCCCAGCAUCCUGGGCCAAAGAGGAAGCAUCAAUUUGCCUCCUCUGCCCGUACCAGGAACCCCACCCCCGACUCCAUCUUACAUAGCGAAUGGAACUCCGCGAGGAGCCCCGACGGUGAUGAGCUACAAACGUUCCGUCGAAGCAGAAGGCACAAAUAGCGUCAUCAUAAGAGCACUGCCAAAAAUCCCCGUAGAGCCGACGAUCUCCACCCCCACAUUCCCGAAAGUUGGACACUCUAAACGCCCCGCACCUCAGCCACCGGUUACGAAAACAGAAGGUUCAGAGCUUGUGAAUGAACGAAAGGGUGGAGUUAUAGGAAAAGCCAUAGCACCUUCAACCGCACCGAUACCGGUUUACGAAAAAGAUGCAAGGUCCCGUGCCCAAAUAAAAAAUGCAAUACUGCAAAAUGACUUCCUAGGAAAUCUAGAGGAUUCUCAGGUGGAGCAUGUUGUUACGGCGAUGAGUCCCAAACAAAUAUCGCCUGGAACAUUGGUAAUCCGAGAAGGUGAUAUUGGGUCCCAUCUCUACGUUUCCGCCGAAGGGGAAUUCAACAUUUACGAAGGCGACACUCUGCAGAGGACUUUUGGUCCAGGUGUAGCCUUCGGAGAACUCGCUCUGCUUUAUAACACGAAAAGAUUGCGGUCAAUCGAAGUGAAGAGAGGUGGAAAAGUAUGGGUACUAGACAGAAAUGUGUUCCGUACGAUAAUGAUGAGGAGUGUCCAGGACCGUCUUCAAGCAAAUAUCCGUUUCUUACGACGUAUUACAAUUUUCCAAAGUCUCCCCGAGCCGAAGGAUCAUGUCCUUGCGAAGAUCUCCGACCUCCUCAGAAUCGAAUUCUUUCCGUCUGGAACUCGCAUCGUUCGUCAAGGCGACGAGGGCCACAAGUUCUACAUAAUUCGCGGUGGUACGGUUAAAAUUACAAAGGAUACGGACUAUGGAGGUGAAGAGCAAAUGGUACUUCUCGAUCGUGGGAAAUACUUUGGUGAAAAAGCGCUUCUCAAUGAAGGUGAAAAUAAACGCCAAGCCAACGCAAUUGCCCUGCCACCGGGAGUCGAGUGUCUCACCUUAGACAGACAAUCGUUCCUGAAUUACCUCGGUGCUCUCGAAGAAAUCCGAACGAAAGACUGGAUGGCGGAGUAUGAGAAUCAGAAGAAGGCAUUGACAUCGACGUGGGUGAGCGAGUACGCCAAUUUGAAGUUAUCGGAUUUGGAGACCAGAGGAACGUUGGGGGUCGGUGGAUUCGGAAGAGUGGAGUUGGUGGUUCCAAAAUCGAUGCCGAAUAAGAGCUUCGCCCUGAAAAUGCUUAAAAAGAAGGCGAUGGUCGAACAGCAACAGCAAGAGCACGUUCUCAACGAAAAAUGCAUAAUGCAAGCGUGCUCUUCACCCUUCGUCUGCAAAUUAUACCAAACUUACAAGGACAGUAAAUACGUGUAUUUUCUUAUGGAAGUCUGUCUCGGCGGUGACGUGUGGACGACGCUUCAACGACGUCGUCAAUUUAACGAUUCAACAGCGCAGUUUAUGGUGGCAUGCGUUGUAGAGGCCCUGGACCAUCUUCAUUCGCUGAACAUCGUCUAUCGUGACCUGAAGCCGGAAAACUUGAUGCUCGACGAGCGAGGAUACUUGAAACUGGUGGACUUUGGUUUCAGUAAAAAUAUCGGUCCCGAUAAAACGUGGACCUUUGCCGGUACUCCCGAAUACGUUGCUCCGGAAAUAAUCCUGAACAAGGGUCACGACAGGGCGGUCGAUUACUGGGCGCUAGGCAUCCUGACGCACGAGUUGCUGGUGGGUAAACCUCCGUUCAGAGAUCACGAUCAUAUGUCGACGUAUAACAAGAUCCUGAAAGGGAUCGAUGCCGCUAACAUUCCCAACAACGUUAGCAAGUAUGCGAAUCACUUUAUAAGAAAACUUCUCCGUCUGAGCCCCUCCGAAAGACUUGGAUACCAGCGCGAAGGUGUACAAGAAAUUCGUGAUCACAGAUGGUUUUCCAGUUUCCAAUGGGAUGCCUUGCGCCAGAUGACUUUGCCGGCUCCAAUUGUUCCGGAAGUGCGGAGUCACACGGAUACGAGAAACUUUGAAAAAUAUCCAGCUGAUAGAGAUUUGCCGCCGGACGAAUUUUCCGGUUGGGACCAAGAUUUUUAAUUAUUAUUACGCUAACAUUUACAAUUAUAUUUGAAUUAUAAACAAGAGACUAAAUUAUUGAUUAAAAACUUUUCUGAAUA
Molecule: messenger RNA, 2712 nt
Organism: Athalia rosae (coleseed sawfly)
Lineage: Eukaryota; Metazoa; Arthropoda; Insecta; Hymenoptera; Athaliidae
Product: cGMP-dependent protein kinase, isozyme 1-like
Exons: 14
Coding region: 467-2632 (721 amino acids)
Biological process (GO): protein phosphorylation
Molecular function (GO): cGMP-dependent protein kinase activity; ATP binding
Source: RefSeq, a predicted model, not a curated record